Molecule: messenger RNA, 6540 nt
Organism: Oryctolagus cuniculus (rabbit)
Lineage: Eukaryota; Metazoa; Chordata; Mammalia; Lagomorpha; Leporidae
Gene: RIMS3
Product: regulating synaptic membrane exocytosis 3
Biological process (GO): positive regulation of synaptic transmission; regulation of synaptic plasticity; calcium ion-regulated exocytosis of neurotransmitter
Cellular component (GO): presynaptic membrane; cytoskeleton of presynaptic active zone
Molecular function (GO): transmembrane transporter binding; small GTPase binding
Source: RefSeq, a predicted model, not a curated record
GCCUGGGGCCGGGCCGCGCCUACCGCCGGGUCCGCGGGGCGGGGUCCCGGGGCAGCACCUGCCCCGCCUUGCGGAGCCGCCUCGGCCUGUGAGCCCCCCCUCCCUGUCUGGACCCCGGCCUCACCUCCGGACCCUUUUACCGGAUCACCUCCUCCCGGGAGCCUGCCCUGACUGCCCUCACCCUGUUUCUUGAAGUGGGAGUUAAUUGAAGCCUUGUGCAAAUGCCUUAGUGGUGUGCUGCUGGGAGGGGCACAGCCCCCGUGGUGUAGCACACACUCUCAGGCUCCUCAUUUCGGGUUGCCUGGGGCCCCGCCACCCGGGGGACCAUGUUUAACGGGGAGCCGGGUCCGGCCUCGGCUGGGACCUCCAGGAACGUGGUGCGGAGUUCCAGCAUCAGCGGCGAAAUCGGAUCCCAGCAAGCUGGGGCCGGGGCUGGGACCACCACCGCCAAGAAGCGGCGCAGCAGCCUGGGCGCCAAGAUGGUGGCCAUCGUGGGUCUGACGCAGUGGAGCAAGAGCACUCUCCAGCUCCCCCAGCCUGAAGGGGCCACCAAGAAGCUGCGCAGCAACAUCCGCCGGAGCACGGAGACGGGCAUCGCCGUGGAGAUGCGCAGCCGGGUCACGCGCCAGGGCAGCCGCGAGUCCACGGACGGCAGCACCAACAGCAACAGCUCGGACGGCACGUUCAUCUUCCCCACCACCCGGCUCGGGGCCGAAAGCCAGUUCAGCGACUUUCUGGAUGGGCUGGGACCAGCCCAGAUUGUGGGGCGGCAGACGCUGGCAACGCCACCCAUGGGAGACGUGCACAUCGGCAUCAUGGACCGAAGUGGCCAACUGGAGGUGGAGGUGAUCGAAGCUCGGGGCCUGACUCCCAAACCAGGCUCCAAAUCCCUUCCAGCCACGUAUGUCAAGGCUUACCUACUUGAGAAUGGAGCCUGCCUGGCCAAGAAGAAGACAAAGAUGGCCAAAAAGACCUGUGACCCCCUGUACCAGCAGGCUCUGCUCUUUGAUGAGGGGCCCCAAGGCAGGGUGCUGCAGGUGAUCGUCUGGGGCGACUAUGGCCGCAUGGACCACAAGUGCUUCAUGGGCAUGGCCCAGAUCAUGCUGGACGAGCUGGACCUGAGUGCGGCGGUCACCGGCUGGUACAAACUCUUCCCCACCUCCUCCGUGGCAGACUCCACACUCGGCUCCCUCACCAGGCGCCUGUCCCAGUCCUCCCUGGAGAGUGCCACCAGUCCCUCGUGUUCCUAAGGACCUCAGGAAAGGAGGCCAGGAUGGCAGUGGGGGAAGGGGUGCCAACGGGCCCCGCCUCCCCUCCUGUACAUAAUCUCCAUGUCUUUCUGGACCCUUGCCCUGCUGCAUGCCUGUUGGCUCCUGGGCUCGCCCCAGCUGGCAGUGGACACCGUAGUGUGUGUGUCUGUGUGUGUGUGUCUGUAUGUGUGUAUGUGACCAUGUCAUAUCUGUUCAUUCGUCUGGGUACACAGUCGGUCCAGGAGAGUACCCAGGCUGAAAUUCUUGUCUCUUUGUAUCUUCUUGAAGAGAAACUCGGAAGAGUGUUGGGUGGCCACGACUCACCCCGAGGAGUCUCCUGGGCUGAAGUGCGGGACACGGCCCCUGGUGGAGCCUGCCCGGUCGUGUGCCUGUGCCUCCUCUCGGUGGUCUCUGGUUGGUUUUCUGUCUUGUCUUUUGUCCCACCUUUUGCCUCUCCCAGCACUGCUGCUCUUUCUUGAGGAAUGUAGCAUCCACUGCAGCUGGCCACACAGAGGCCCAGAGGGGCCCCUGUGCACCUGCCCCAGCCCCUGGCCGCUUGGCAGCUGUGCCCGCGGAAAGCGCUCUGUGCGUGUAGCACGCCCUUCCAGCACCCUGGCCGGGGCCGGGGAGCCCAGGGCUCAGAGAGGGUCCUCCUGGGGGCAGGAGCCACCGCCUCCUCCUCCUCCCAGCGGAGCACAUGGAGUUUUGGUUCCCAGCGUUGCUGGCCAGAUCCUCAGAGGGAGGCGCCAGGGGCUCACCUGGGCGCUUGCUCUUCCCAGCCCACCUCCCCGCCUCCUCCCUGCCAGCGCUGCCAAAGGGGCUCUGCAGUGGGCUCAGGGGCUUGGCCCCAGAUGGGCUGCUCUCAGCCCUCCAGGGGCAUCCCUGCGCUGAGGCGCUGGGGCUAGGGCUGUGGGCUGGAGGGAGGGGGCGGGGUGGACAGCCCUCCCCGACUUUCGGGGACUCGCUGCAUGCUCUCGUUCCUUCGGGGCUCUAUUUUUUGCUCAUGUCCAAACCUGGGUCCCUGCGUGGGGGCUCAGACUCAGUCUGGCGCCCACUGCUGGCUCCACGGGCAGCCUGGCCCCGGGCUCUCGUCCCCGCAGUCACCAGCUCCGCACAGCAAUACUUCGUGCUCUCGGCCCCCUGCCUUCGCUGCAGCCUGGCCUGCGCCAGGCCCUCCUCUGCCUCUGCUCUUUCCCACUCUCGUCCUGUUGACGCUUCUCCCAGCCACUGUGACCCCGACUUGACAGCUGGGCCCUAUUGGUGGGGACCAGUGCCUGGACUGGACCCUGGCAGAUGUAUGCUGGGAACCUGAAAACUGGCUCAGGAAUGCCCUCCCUGUCCCUCUCCCAUCUCGGCUCUGGGGUAGAGGGUGAGAGGUCCCCCAGGAGAGACACAAAGCGGCCUCGGGUUCCUGGGUGGCAGGGAGGAACGAGGCAGUAGAGUGGUCAGGGCAUGGGGAAGGCUGUCUCUCAGCCUGUUUCACAGACAUCGCCCCCCAAAUGCUGCCGCGGCUCCCACGCAAAUGCCCAAGGCAGGGAGAGCUCCCUGGGCAGCAGUGGAGAGGUCUCGGGCCUCAAUGCUUAGGCUCUGUUUGUAAGCGAACCUGGAGGGGCACAGGAGGGACAGCUCCAUGACACUCAGGCCACCAGUCCAAAGGGGCUGGAGCCAGAGUCCUGGGACCCCCCUCCCGUGGAAACCAGGGGAAGCUGCCAGGACCCCAGCACACCUGCACACAGAGUGUUUAGGAGGCAGCAAGGAAGGGAACAGAGCCUGCACCUGGGCUCCUGUCUGGCCCGAGCCUCCAUUCUCGUCUUCUCAGAGGAGGGAGCCACCCUGGGCACGGGGAAUGGGGAGGCGGUGGCCAGGACGGGCUUCCUCUUGGGGCAGCAAUGUUCUCCUAGUCCAUUGCUUGGACUGGGCAAUGCGUACAUUUCUUGUGUUCCUGAAAACGGGGCAAAGGGCUCUGUACCCUUUGCCCUUAGCGGGGAGAUGGAAAGGAAUUUUCAAAACCGCAUGUUCCUCCCGGCUGCUGCUGGACUCCCCUCUAGUGCGGCCACAGAGGGUGGUGUGAAUUUGACCGCUUUGGAGUGGUGGGGUUCUGAGUGACCCAUAGGCGAGACCCAGACCCUGCAGCCACCCCCUGGAUGCAGGGUUUCUGGGUACCCUCCCUCCUCUAGGGGUCCAGGAAGGCGGUGGGAGAGGGUGGGAAUGGCCAGCAGGGACAGGCAGCUGGCUAGCCUCUGGGGGAGGCUAGCACGGCCAGUUCCGGCCCAAGGAGGAGCCUGCUGUGCCGGGGACAUGGGCUGCUUGCCUCUAACCCCAGCUAUCCAAACUGCCCACGAGGUGGGCAGUCCCAUGGAAGAUCAUUGCUUCCAAGUUGGCCUUGGGGAAUCACUGUUUUUAACCUGGGUUCCCCCCAGGUUUCCCUCGAGAGGGAAGUUGUUAGAGGCUGCUGGAUGUGAGCUGGGGAGUGGCUGGAUCUCAGGUCUGUGUCCCAGCAUCCUGGGAGCACCUUUCUUGGGGUUGGGGCAAGGGGAAUCUGCCCUUUGUGGAGAGAAUGGUGGGGGUGGGGGAGGUGGAGGAAGGAAACCAUCCUCCAGGGUUCCCCCUACCCUGAGUCCAACUCACUGCCAGGUGCAGUGUCCCGGCUCCAAGCGCCCCUCGCCCCAGAUGGACCCAGGUGGAGGCUGCCGGAUGGGGGUCUGUGGCCUCCCCUCUGUUCUGGUCAGGCAGGACUCCCCAGGGAUGCGACAGAGACCAGAGUGGCCUGGCAGUGAGCUGGGCCACAGCAGGCCGGGAUGGGUGACUCAGAACGUCUGUCUGCACAGUUCUGUGCUGUUUGGUUUGCGCCGCUUUUGUCAGACUCCUUCCCUACGGGGAAGCCGGCCGUGGGCCUUAGGUAGGAACCAGGCUGCAGCGGAAGGGGCCAUGUCUGGGUCUGAUAAGGGUGACUGGAUCCUCCAGGGAAGCUCCAUCUCCGAAAGGACUCCCCACUCGGUCUCCUCCAGCACCUGGUUCCGCCAGGAACAGAGCACACGGGGGGCUCUGGAGGCCCAGCGAGUCCCAGACAAUGCCAGCAUCCACGGGGCAGCGCAAGCCUAGGGGAGCUCCCCGCUCACGCGUGGCACCACUGCCUGCGGCUGCAGCACUGAAGUCCAGCCAACUCUCCCCAGGGCUGUGACCCUCACAGGGAAGCGACCCGAGCUCUCCUCCACUGCCAGCCCUGAGGAGAGUGGAAGCCUCCGUUUUUAAAGACAACUGAGUCCUCCACGGGCACUUCUUUGGAAAUGAAAUGUAGCACAACCUCAGACUGCGUUACCAGGAGCCCUGACGCGUGCCCGGCGUCCUUCCUCCACACCCUGCGGCCGGGAGCUGCAGCGCCCUCUUCCCCUGGGCUUCUGAGCUCCUGAUACCUCAUACUCCCCCAGCAUCCUGGGCCCAGAAGGCAGCACGGCUUCGGGACGGCUGCUCCUCUGUGUCUCUCCGAUUGCUCCCACACUGUGCAAACCCUGUGCGCGAGAUUGCUGCCUUUUGCCGCCGCCGUAGUCGAGUUGCUGUCCGCCCGGGUGGGGAGCGGUGGCACUUCGUUCAGGGCCCGGAGGUCGGCCAGCGCUGUUUCUGCAGUGGCUGCGGGGAGCCUGCCUCCUCCCACCUUCCUCUCCCCCUCCUCUGAGUUUUCCUCUCCGAUAUCCUGACACGUACCGAGGUUCUUUAACGUGCUGCUUCCUCUACUGGAUCGUCUCUCACUGAGUGAUCAGGGAAGAGAUGGAAAUGUAGACUCGCCCCCUGCUUUCUCCCUCCAGUCUGCUUCUCGCUCAGAAGAGACGGGGGGCAAAGCAAUCAUGACUGGAGAACGGGGGAGCCCCCUGCCAUCGGGCCCAGCCUGAUGGGGGGCUGGGCUGGCCUGGUCUGCCUGGGAAAGGGUUAUUUUGAAAGAGUGCCUGAGCAUCUCAGCGCAAUGUCAGUGAUGCCAAAGAGAGUGACUCGGCCUCCCCGGGCACCGGCCCUGCUGGCCGAGCUGCACACGUGUGGCUCAGAUGCUGGCAUGGCCAGUGGGGGGGCCUGGUUCUCUGACAAAGGGCUUAAUCUUUCCAUGUAGCAAAGCACCCCCUCCCCCACCCCACCCUGAGCUCGGGUUCCUCUGCUCCGAGCAGGCUGUGCCUGUGAGGGAAGCCUGCAUUCUCUUGGGCGCCUCGAUUGGUUUGGGCCAUGAGUGUUACUGCUCCAGGAAAAUCUUCGGGGCUCUGGUUGGGAACUUGCUCAGAAAGGCAGGGCCUUGCGCCUCCGUGAGUUCACAUCAAACCCUGGGACUGGGUUCCAGACAGCUUGGCAAACAGAAAUGGGGCCUGAGAAUUCCAGGGCCAAUGGCGCGUCUGUCCCAUUAACCACCGACCUGGACAGCUGUCUACAGGGACUCGUGGGACCUGCUGCAAGUCUCUUCGCUCACCUGCAACACCUGACCAUUAGCUGGUUGCCCUGUGGUCCCCUCCAGGCUCUCGGAGUCUUUGCUGCGGGGCUGCUGAGGUGGUGAGCCUGGUGCAGCUGAUGCCCAGCUCCCCCGGGGCCCCAGCGGGCACAGGUCCACGUCUGCUCGUGCCCAGCUGCUGCUGCAGAUGGGAACUCUAGGAAUCCUAACAGACCCGGCUUUCACCUCGUUGUGGUUUGUUCCCCUCCUUUAUUCUUGUGAGAAGUAAUUAAGGGUUGCGUACAAUGGACAGUUUUCAAGGUGCUGAAGUGAUUGUCACAACUUCAGCUGCUUUCCGAGUGAGCGUGCGGUUCCUCAUUUCUAAUAUAGAUGACUCCAGUGGGUGGGCUGAAGACGGCAGGCGAGAGGGAACUCCCACCCCUUCCAAGUAUUUUGCGUCUCAAAACCACUCGUCCCUGCAGAAGGUCUUUUACCAGCACCGUCUCUGAAGGCAGAGUGGCUGUUUCCAUAGGGAAAGCAGACUUGAUGGUUCUAUCCGCUCCUUAGCGUGGCAGCUCACGGGAGGCAGGAACCCCUUGUUCAGAAUUUCCAAAUGCGUCCUGCAAAGACAGAGAUCGCUGAUAUUGGCUGACAAGCACACUGUUUAGAUAAGAAGCAAUUAGCCUUUUCUAUCCGUGCCCUCUACAUUUUCUAUGUGCAGCAUCUUUCUGUGGUUCCUGGGUGGCAGGUGCACAGCUGGGAGGGACUGCCAGCUGUUUUGUACAACGUUCUUGCCAAUUCCUUCGAGGAGAAAAUUCUUCACAUGGCUUCUGCAUGUACAGUAUUUGGGCAGCAAAAAAAUGAUUAAAGUCAGUUUGAAAAUGG